Capsella rubella is the source of this 1889-nucleotide messenger RNA. RefSeq names its product protein NETWORKED 1D. The record is from RefSeq and is a predicted model, not a curated record. The transcript is spliced from 5 exons. NCBI's taxonomy places the organism in Eukaryota, Viridiplantae, Streptophyta, Magnoliopsida, Brassicales, Brassicaceae. Bases 326 to 1810 code for a protein of 494 amino acids.
AUCUCAUUAUAUAUACACAUCAAUUGCACACAUUUGGAGUAAAAAGCCAAAAUAACACCAUUUUUAAAUAACCAGUCUUUGAUGUAUGAAUUCUCCAAUGUUGUCUCUUUUCUUCUCUGUUUUCGAGUGAUUCUAUUUUUCGCAACGGUAACAAAGGCUUCUCUCUUUGUUUUUUCAAAAUCCGACAGCGAAAAGAUCAGAGCUUUCUCUCCUUCUUCUUCUGACAAUAACUAUCAGACAGAGACAGAGACAAAGAACAAAGACAAAAACAAAAGACGGAGACUUUCGCUUCUUCUUUUGUUUUAAAAGUCGGCGGUGGAUAGAAAUGGAGAGAAGAAACGAAUCGAUGACGAUAAGGAGAUCGAAGUGGCAGUACCCACAAAUGGGUUCUCCGACGCCGAGGAUUCUUCAGUUGCCACGUAGGCACAGCGUUCGACGGAAUGCAGCAAAGGGCUUGAAGACGACACCUUCUUCUUGUUCUUCCUCUCAGAAUAAUGAUCGGAGAGUGAAACUGGAGGUUCUGUUUCAUCAAGAGAGGACUUUUGACAGAGGGGACUCUGUUGUGAUGUUGAAUGAUAAUAAUGGCGGUGAGAAGAAGGAGGAGGAGGAGGAAGAAGGAAGGAGAAGAGGGAAAGUUGCAGACGAGAGAGAGAUUGGUGGGUUGUCUUCUUCUACUCCGGUUUAUGAAGUUGAUGAAGCUAAGUGGAGGUUUCAGGCGGAGAUGUUGAGAUCAGAGUGUAAUUUGUUAAGGAUAGAAAAAGAGAUUGCUUUGAAGAAGAUGGAGAGGAGGAAGAAGCGGAUGGAGCGGACGCUGAGAUCUGCUGUUCUUACUCUUCUCUCUGGGAGACAGAGAAUCUCAGAAGGGACGAAAGAGAGCAAGGCUUUGGAAGAUGAGAUAAGCUAUUUGGUUGAGAAACUGAAUGAGUUAAAGUCUCCAAAAGUUAAGGACGUGGAAGCUAGAAACUGCAGACAUAAUUUUGAUAAGAAGGCUUCUGUUUUAAGAAGAGAGCUAAAGAGGUUCGAUGAAGGAGUUUCCGAAGAGGUUUGUGUCAAAGGGAUUCAGAAAAUGGCAGAAGCUAGCUUCUCGGUCCAUUCUGAUCAAAGCGUUCAUAGGAACAACAAUAUUGGACAUAUAGAUACAUUGAGUAGUAAAAUGGAGGCCUUGUCAAAAGGAGUUUUGCUGGAAAGAAUGGAGAAAGAAUAUGGAUCCAAUUGCAUUGAUCGUCAAGAUGCAUCUGUACAAGACAUGUAUAAUAAGGCAAUUAAAGCACAUGAAGAAAAGAAAGACUGCUCUAGACACUGUAAAGCAGUUAUGAGGAAGAUUGCAGAUGAAGUAAGAGCUGAAGCAGAGCAAUGGUCACAAAUGCAAGAGAUGUUGAAUCAAGUGAGAAAAGAAAUGGAGGAACUUCAAUCUUGUCGCGAUUUCUGGCAAAACCGCGCUCUCGAAUCAGAUUCAAAGAUACAAAAUCUAAAUUCCUCGGUUGAAGGAUGGCGAAGAAAGGCGUCAUCUUCAGAGGCAAAGUUGAAAAACCUGCAAGCAGAGGUUUGCGGAUUACAAGAACAGAUCAAGAGACUGAGGAAGGAAGAUAAGUCUGAACCAGAGAAGAGCAAAAUGCCAUCAGAGUCAGAGAAGAGGGUACUGAUUUGUCGGUUAAAAGAAAACCGACAUAGCAACAAUGGAGAUUGGUCUAAGCACAGUGAAGGAAGAACAACAAAACCGUCUUGCUCAAGACCACCUUUAAGGGAAGUUAAGAACAAUUCAGUCACAGUCACAUCAAGGCAUAGAAACUCCAAUGUCAUGAAAAUGUAGCUUUUUAUAUCUUAUAAAAAUAUCGGAUUUUUCGGGUUUUACUUCCUCUGGUUAAUAAAAUUUUACGAAUUGAUUUCAA